Messenger RNA from Ornithodoros turicata, 1106 nucleotides. RefSeq names its product caspase-3-like. The record is from RefSeq and is a predicted model, not a curated record. NCBI's taxonomy places the organism in Eukaryota, Metazoa, Arthropoda, Arachnida, Ixodida, Argasidae. Gene Ontology annotation, biological process: proteolysis. Gene Ontology annotation, molecular function: cysteine-type endopeptidase activity. The coding region runs from base 52 to 1068 and encodes 338 amino acids. The transcript has 7 exons.
ACUCUAGUACGGGGGCGUGCCCUAUAGAUAAGGUAUACUCUCUACACCCCAAUGGCUCUAAGUAGAGACGCUCAUCCCUCCGACGAAAAACUGUUUCUGGAAAAGAGGAGCAUAGCUACGCCGCAAUACUCAGAAGGUCCUAGACGGAGCACAGGUUUGGAUGCGAGAUACGAAUUGAGCAGCACCGUGAGGGAUGCAAGAAAAAACAUCUGUCUCAUCAUCAACAUUGUCAAAUUUCAGGGACCAAUUGAGGAUCGCAAGGGUGCCUCAAAGGAUGCAGAGCGAAUGCACAAAUUGUUCGAUGACCUCGGAUUCCAAUGCAAGUUGGCCACGAAGGUCGGAGCCGUGGACUACGAGAGCAAGGAAGGCAGAAAAUAUACGGCCAGAGAUCACGAGCUUACCGACAGCGACAUUAAGAAGUCAAUACAAGAUGUGAAGGAUGGAAUGGAUCCCAAAUCCGACAUCUUUGUUUGUUGGAUCAUGAGCCAUGGGGAGAGAGGCCACAUAUACGACAGUAAGGGCCCAAGGAUCAGCCUGGAGGAAAUCAUAAAAGAAUUUGCGGGAAAUAGCUGCGCGACGCUUAAAGGGAAACCGAAGUUGUUCUUUGUUCAGGCCUGCCAGACAGUUAAAAAUGAGGAGAAGGAGGAUAAAAACGACAAUAAAACCAGAGACACGGAGCAGAAAGAGAGAACACCAAGCGUUCUCAAUGAGAAAGAAGAUCGCUGGGUCUACGGCAUUACACCCUACAAGGACAUUUAUGUGGGAAUCGCCACUGCUCCGGGAUACGUUUCCCAUCGAGAUGAAUGCCAGGGUUCGUUCUACACUGAGGCGAUGGAUGAAGUUUUCAGGAGUUCGCUCGAGGGCAGAGACAGUGUGGAGCUUACCAGAGUAAUGACUCUGGUGAGGAACAACGUAGCCCUUAAGUACGGAGUAAAAAGAGAGGGGGAUCAAAAGGAAGGAGCAAAAAGCGAGAUGGAUCAGAGAGAGCUUAUGCAGAUGCCCUGCUGUACGUUUACACUCACCAAGAGACUUUUUCUUUCAAAGGCUGCGUCUCGUACGGCUGUUUGACGUCCACAACUGCGCUACUAAUAAAUUGGCACAUGGCA